This is a messenger RNA of Xenopus tropicalis (tropical clawed frog), 4408 nucleotides long. RefSeq names its product heart development protein with EGF like domains 1 (gene heg1). The coding region runs from base 1 to 3819 and encodes 1272 amino acids. NCBI's taxonomy places the organism in Eukaryota, Metazoa, Chordata, Amphibia, Anura, Pipidae. The record is from RefSeq and is a predicted model, not a curated record. The transcript has 13 exons.
AUGUUCCCCGGGCUCCUGCUGCUUCUCUCUGUCCCUUGGGUUCCGGUCCGUCCGCACCCAGACUGGGUCUCACCCACCGGGACACCCCCCAGCGUCACCCCCGGACCCAACCGGACUCGAACAUCGCACCCUAACCCGGGAUGUGGACCAAGGAAACACUGGUCAGCUCAUGACCUGGGGACCCAUCACCACGAACCGGGCAAUCUCGCAGUCGGAUCAGCCACUGAAAUUGUCCAUAAAUCGGUAACAAGGAGACAAGUGAAUAAGAGGGGCCCCCACACUGGCACUGAUACCGACCCCCACUCCGGCACCGACACCGGCACUGACACCGGCACCAGCACCCACACUGGCACUGAUACCGACCCCCACUCCGGCACCGACACCGGCACUGACACCGGCACCAGCACCCACACUGGCACCCACACCAGCACCCACACCGGCACCCACACCAGCACCGAUACUGGCACCCACACCGGCACCCACACCGGCACCCACACUGGCACUGAUACCGACCCCCACUCCGGCACCAACACCGGCACCCACACCGGCACCAGCACCCACACUGGCACCCACACCAGCACCCACACCGGCACCCACACCAGCACCGAUACUGGCACCCACACCGGCACCCACACCGGCACCCACACUGGCACUGAUACCGACCCCCACUCCGGCACCGACACCGGCACCAACACCAGCACCCACACUGGCACCCACACCGGCCCCCACACCGGCACCCACACCAGCACCGAUACUGGCACCCACACCAGCACCAACACCGGCACCCACGCCAGCACCACUCUGUACCACUCAGCCACCAUCACCCGCACUUUGUUGUCAGUCACCAAGCCCAAUGGGUCGGCAGAUAUCACUGAGAUCCCCGGUGCCUAUGACACGGCUACGGAGCCCAGAUUCCUGCGGAACCAGGCUGGGCAGUUGGGCACAACCGGACACUAUUCCGGCACCGCUACAUGGGGCAACACGGCACAAGACUUACACAACUCCAAGGUCACGUUGCAGGACUUUGGCAACACGACUUUGUUUGGCAACUGGAGCCAAAACACCGAGACCAUCCGUGGCCCAAACUCCUCAACCCAGGAAUCGGCCAACGUAACCAGGAACGCCAUAACGGUGCAGGAUUCGGAAAUCACAAUAUCUGGGUUAACAACCUCCAAGAGCAGCAACUCAAGUUUGUUGUCUACGAGUGAAGCCGGAGAGUCUGAGAGCCCAACAAUGGCGCCGGAGAUCACAACCCACAAUGUUAUUACUGCAUCUGACUCUGGAACCUCUAGAACUUACCCCCUGCUGACUCCUUCCUAUGGUGCAUCCACCGUCUUGUCUCCCACCGCUCACCGUGUCUCGGAUACUUCUGGGCCCUCGUCCAGCCUCCCUGUCACGGCUCCAGAUACUGGAACUGAAGUUCCAACCAACAAUCCAUCCACAUGGGUAUCAUCAGCUUCCAACUGGCCGUCACCUUCACACCCUUCUCUUCUUCAGUCUGAGCCUUCAUCAUCCACUUUAUCACCUUCAGCUUCUUCUGCUGAGUUGGGUUCAUCUCCUGUACAAGAAACUUCCACACAUUUCACCAAGUUCUCCUCCUCUUCCUCCCCAGAUACCUUCUCCUCAUCCCCAAAGCCACCACAGCUGCUCUCUUCUUCCUCACUCCCACCUUCUCCACCAGAGAUUCCCUCUGUUGCUUUCUCCUCCACAUCCUCCAUCUCUCUCUCUCCCAUGCCCACAUUACCCACAUCUGGACCAGCCUCCUCCCCAGCCACGGUGGGCACAGAGGUGACCGCCAUCCCUCUCUCGACCAUAGAAACAACCAACCAGUUUUCAGAGUUUACUACAGCCGCCACCAGUUCGGUGACUGGUCCCAUCCAUCAAACCAUUCAGCCCCACAGAACCAUCACAGGUUCUGUCACAACGGUGUUUGUUGGAACAGACGCUCGAGAAGUCACAAAUAACCCAACAGUCUCAGCAGCAGAAGACAUUUUGGUGGAGACUUCAAAACCAGUGGAUGGAAGCGAAUGGACAACGUCAACUGAGAAGCUACAGACGGUCGUGGUGACUUCAGAACCUUCUGCUCAACCAACUGCUCCUUCCACAACAACCCCCAGUGAUCUUCUCCUGCCCCCCAUCCGCCCCACGACACAAGGACUUCCCCAGCCUGAUGUCCACACCACAAAAACAAGUGAUUUCCACUUCACCACAAACGAUCCCAACAGGCAAGUUCCGACACCAAUAACAACCGAGCUGAAUCCAGAGACCUUCACGCCAGGGAUGGACAUAAGAACCAGCACAGUUGGUGCCACCGAACGCAGCGCCGACCAAACUACGACCCAAUCACACGUACAGAAAGGGAAGCCCAUCACAACUACGGCAACAACAAAAGCCCCAGUGAUCACCGCCCCCAGGGCCACACAACCAGCAGAGAGAGGUGGUCGUUGUUUGUCCAACCCGUGUCAGAACGGAGGCCGCUGUGUGGAGUUGGGCCGUGCCACCUAUCAGUGUGAGUGCCCCCCAGCCUGGCAGGGCCAACACUGCGGCACAGAUGUGGACGAGUGUCUCGCCGAGCCCUGCCCCCCCCAGGCGUCGUGCAUUAAUAAGAGGGGGUCUUUCAGCUGCCGCUGCCCCCUGGGGUCCUUCCUGGAAAAGGAAAGCGGCUGUGUCCCGGCAAGAACCUUCCUCGGACACAUCAAGGUGCCCAGAAACUUCCUAAAUGGGACGAUGGGGCAAUACAGCGACGUGGGGCAGAUUGAGGAGGUGAUUGUGCAUAUGUUGAACAGAUCCUUCUCAGGCCUGAGUGGUUAUUACCUGUCGGAAGUGACCAACAGCAGCGACACCAAUCACAUCCUCAUCUCGGUGCAGAACCUUUUCUCAUUGGGCUCAAACGUAACCAAAAAGGAGAUCAAGCAGAACCUGCAGAACUACAUGCGCUCGUGCCAGUCGGGCCUGGAGAGCUCCCCUGGGUGCCACCUCAUGCUGCACCCCCAGCUCUACUAUAUAGCCGACGGUCUGUGCAGCGCCAGCCCCCCGGAAUGUGACCGGGACACCACCGAGUGCUCCGACGGGACCGGCGUGCCCCUCUGCCAGUGCAAACCCGGGUACUUCAAGUACACCAAGAUGGACCAUUCGUGCAAAGCCUGCGAGGAUGGAUUCCAGCGAGUGAACGGCAGCUGCGCCAGAGGCCCUUUUGGCCUGGGAGGAUUUAACUGCUCAAACCCGUAUCAGGCUGAUCACAGUGUUAUUGCUGGCUGCAGGAGCGGGCUCUUACUGCUCCCUGGGCGUCGCACUGACUGUCACAAUCCGAUCUAUAAUGAUGUUUAUGUUCAUCUGAUAAAGCCGCGACCUUUAUAUUCCGCACGCAGGGAUCUGUUACCCAGAAUCCUCAGCCCCUGGGAAUCCCCACACGUUCCAGAUAACAGAUCCCUCCGGCGGAUAAGGGGUCCCAUCCGCACACAGAGACCCUCACCCCAAAUUCUGAUUUUUUUGGGCAGGAAAAACAAGAACGACCUCAGCAAAUUGAUCUUCAAGAGCGGCGACUUCCAGAUGUCUCCCUAUGCCGAGUGCGGCAAGAACCCCCCCCGGCCCCCCGACUGGGCCCGCGACUCCAUCGAGAUGCAGGAGAACGGCAGCACCAAGAACCUGCUCCAGAUCAACGACGUCUACUACUCGCCGGGCCUGCGGAACCCAGAACUGGACAGGAACGGGCUGUACCCCUACACGGGAUUGCCAGGGUCGCGCCACUCGUGCAUUUACCCCGGGCAGUACAACCCCUCGUUCAUCAGCGAGGAGAACAGGAGAAGGGACUAUUUCUAGCGAGAGGCUGAUCUGCCCCCCUGGGGUCACUCACGGACUCAUUGCCCCAGGCAGGGGCCCCGACACCCCCAAACCUGUGUCUCAUUGCCCCAGGCAGGGGCCCCGACACCCCCCAAACCUGUGUCUCAUUGCCCCAGGCAGGGGCCCCGACACCCCCCAAACCUGUGUCUCAUUGCCCCAGGCAGGGGCCCCGACACCCCCCAACCUGUGUCUCAUUGCCCCAGGCAGGGGCCCCGACACCCCCCAAACCUGUGUCUCAUUGCCCCAGGCAGGGGCCCCGACACCCCCAAACCUGUGUCUCAUUGCCCCAGGCAGGGGCCCAUACCCCCCAACCUGUGUCUCAUUGCCCCAGGCAGGGGCCCCGACACCCCCAAACCUGUGUCUCAUUGCCCAGGCAGGGGCCCCGACACCCCCAAACCUGUGUCUCAUUGCCCCAGGCAGGGGCCCCGACACCCCCCAAACCUGUGUCUCAUUGCCCCAGGCAGGGGCCCAACAGCCCUAAACCUGUGUCUCAUUGCCCCAGGCAGGGCCCCCAAUACCCCCAAACCUGUGUCUCAUUGCCCCAGGCAGGGGCCCCAACAGCCCCCAA